ACCGCACAUUGUUCCACCGCUCCAGGUUAGCUCUCUCUCUCUCUCUCUCUCUCUCUCUCUCUCUCUCUCUCGCUGUUGGUUUCUGAAUUCUGAGUCGAUCUUCUGUUAGCUACAUUUCUCCUUCUUGCAUCUGCGUGUGUUUGGUUGGGGCUUGGAUUGGAUUACGCUGAAACUAGAGUUCGUUCCUUGAAUUUGUUAGGGUUUUGUUGAGAAAUGGGGUUAGGGUUUGAUUCUUCCUGAGAACUUUUGCAUCUGGAGGAGGAGACUCUGCCGGUGUUGUUUGAUUGUGUCCUUGCGGGAGAUCCGGCGCUUCGGGGGCGGAGAUGAGCGCGUCUCGGUUCAUAAAGUGCGUGACGGUCGGCGAUGGCGCUGUUGGCAAAACCUGCAUGCUGAUCUCCUACACAAGCAACACAUUCCCUACGGACUAUGUGCCAACCGUUUUUGACAAUUUCAGUGCAAAUGUUGUGGUUGAUGGGAGCACAGUCAACCUAGGGCUGUGGGAUACUGCUGGUCAGGAGGACUAUAAUAGGUUAAGACCUCUCAGCUAUCGAGGGGCAGAUGUGUUUCUUCUUGCAUUUUCUCUUAUAAGCAAGGCUAGUUAUGAAAAUGUUGCCAAGAAGUGGAUUCCUGAACUUAGGCAUUAUGCACCUGGUGUUCCAAUAAUCCUUGUUGGAACAAAGCUUGAUCUUCGGGAUGAUAAGCAGUUUUUUAUAGACCACCCUGGUUCAGUACCGAUCACUACAGCUCAGGGUGAGGAACUGAGAAAGGUUAUUGGGGCCCCUGCCUACAUCGAAUGUAGUUCAAAAACACAGCAGAAUGUUAAGGCCGUUUUCGACGCAGCCAUUAAGGUGGUACUCCAGCCACCUAAGCAAAAGAAGAAGAAGAGGAAGGCACAGAAGGCCUGCUCCAUAUUGUGAUCAGAAGAGAGAUUUGCCAGAAGAGAAAAUGACCAGCCAAGCAUUUGAAUUGGCCUCUGUAUUGCAGUAUUUGUUGCUCUCAUCUCCUAUUACAUUCUGUUCUCCCCUCAGAGGCAGCAAGGGCUUUUGGUGUAUAGUCUUAAUUGACAUGCUAGGGGUUUUCUGUGGAAGCGUCAUGGUUUGUUUAAUUUGUUGUUUUCAUGAUGUGUAAUUGAUGACUAGCACUCCUUGUUAACAUGGCACGUCGCCCUUCUGCAUUUGGAGGAAGAAAGAUCCCUAUCAGAAAAAGAACCCAAGUUUUCUGGGAUGAAUAUGUAUGAAUCAAACUGUUAAAUGAUUUCCUUUCUUUGUUCUGUUUU
Molecule: messenger RNA, 1276 nt
Organism: Malania oleifera
Lineage: Eukaryota; Viridiplantae; Streptophyta; Magnoliopsida; Santalales; Ximeniaceae
Product: rac-like GTP-binding protein 5
Exons: 7
Coding region: 324-917 (197 amino acids)
Biological process (GO): actin filament organization; establishment or maintenance of cell polarity; cortical cytoskeleton organization
Cellular component (GO): cytoplasmic vesicle; plasma membrane; nucleus
Molecular function (GO): GTPase activity; protein kinase binding; GTP binding
Source: RefSeq, a predicted model, not a curated record